Molecule: messenger RNA, 2135 nt
Organism: Musa acuminata subsp. malaccensis (wild Malaysian banana)
Lineage: Eukaryota; Viridiplantae; Streptophyta; Magnoliopsida; Zingiberales; Musaceae
Product: AAA-ATPase At4g25835-like
Molecular function (GO): ATP hydrolysis activity; ATP binding
Source: RefSeq, a predicted model, not a curated record
CUAAAUCUCCACAGGUCCUGCCAUGGUCUUUUUCUCACAUCUUUGAAGUCGCACAAAAGCUCGGGAAGCAAGAAAGAGGGUGAAGCUUCCCUCUAUAAAUACAUCCUCUCCCCAACCUCUUCUUGCUUCAAAGCAAUCUUAUUUUUCCUUGUCGUCUUACUUUGUCCUCUCCCCCUUCCUCUCUUCUUCCCUUUGAAACAGAGUAGGGCAAUACAGAGGAAGGAACGGAGGGUGGAGACGUCCAAUCAAGAUCCAGAAAUCUGUUGCGUUAUUCCAAGAAUCGAUUCAAGAAUCUAAACUGCUUUCCGUCUUUUUGUUGGUGUAAGCAAGAAAGCGAUAAGAAAGGAAGCUUUUUUGUUGGAGGUGAGGGGAGGAGGGAACAGGGGAAGAACAGGGGAGGGGGAGAUAUGAAGGAGGUGUGGACCUCCCUGGCCUCGAUCAUGGGCGUGUUCGCCUUUUUCCAGAGCAUUCUCCACGCGGUGUUCCCGCCGGAACUGUGGUUCGCGGCGGCGAAGCUGUUCCACCGCCUGUUCCGCUGCUUCUCCACGUACUGCUACUUCGACAUCACGGAGACGGACGGCGUGAACACCAAUGAGCUGUACCACGCGGUGCAGCUGUACCUCAGCCGGUCGGCCUCCAUGGCGUCCUCCCGGCUGAGCCUCUCCCGCGGCCUCAACUCCUCCGCCUUCACCUUCGGCCUCGCCAACAACGACCGCCUCGUGGACAGCUUCCGCGGCGCCAGCGCCACCUGGGAGCACGCCGUCACGCAGCGCCAGUCGCAGACCUUCUCCUGGAGGCCGCUUCCUGAGGAGAAGCGCAGCUUCACCCUCCGGAUCAAGAAGAAGGACAAGCCCCUCCUCCUCCCGGCGUACCUCGACCACAUCAUGGAGACCGCCACCGAACUCCGCCGCCGGAACCAGGACCGGCUGCUGUACACCAAUUCCCGCGGCGGCUCCAUGGAGUCCCGUGGCUUCCCGUGGGAGUCAGUCCCCUUCAAGCAUCCAAGCACCUUCGACACCCUCGCCAUGGAUCCCGCGAGGAAGGAGCUCAUCAUGGCCGACCUCAACGACUUCGCUCAAGGGAAGGCCUUCUACGAGAAGACCGGCCGGGCAUGGAAGCGCGGAUACCUGCUCUACGGCCCGCCCGGCACUGGCAAGUCCAGCAUGAUCGCUGCCAUGGCCAAUUACCUCGGCUAUGACGUCUACGACCUCGAGCUCACUGAGGUGCACACCAACUCCGAGCUCCGGAAGCUCCUGAUGAAGACCACCUCCAAGUCGAUCAUCGUCAUCGAAGACAUCGACUGUUCCGUCAAUCUCAGCAACAGGAGCUCCAAGAAGCCGGUCCCGCCGUGUGAGCCGCCAUCGGACUUGAGACCCACCGGCGGGACGGAGGACGGCGGCGGCGCCGCCAGGACAAUAACCCUGUCGGGGCUGCUCAACUUCACCGACGGGCUGUGGUCGUGCUGCGGCAGCGAGCGGAUCUUCGUGUUCACCACCAACCAUAUCGAGAAGCUCGACCCGGCGCUGGUGCGGUCGGGGAGGAUGGACAUGCACGUGUUCAUGAGCUACUGCUCGUUCCUGGCGCUGAAGAUCCUCAUGAAGAACUACCUAGGAUGGGAAGACGGCGAGCAGAACGACGAACUGAUGUGGGAGUUGGCGGAGGUGGUGGACGAGGCCGAGAUAACUCCGGCGGAUGUCAGUGAGAUCCUGAUAAAGAACCGGAGGCGGGAGAGGCGCGAGGCGGCGGCGGAGCUGCUGGAGGCUCUGAAGGCCCGCGUCGAGCGGAGGAAGAAGGAGAGGAAGAGGGGUUUGAGCGAGCAGGUGGUGGAGGAGGAGGAAGAGCAGGAGAAGAGGGCAUUGGAGAGCCCCAAGGAGAGUACUGGACAAUUGAUGCACAGUCGCAAUGCAAAAGAAGACAAGGGGGCAGAAGAAGAUUGAUGGAGUCCAUUAAUCUCAACAUGUGAUCCAUGGUUCACAUCUUGCUCUCCAAUUGCCAUGUAAAAGAAGACAAGGAGGAAGAAGAGGAGGGGGAUUGAUGAGCUACUUUGAUCUCCCAACAUGUUAUCCAUGCUUACUACUACUACUACGACUACUGUGCUUCACAUCUUGCUAUAUAUCCAAUGGCCAAAGCUACUA